AGUGUUUGUUUUUGAACUUGGCUGGCUGAUGUGCUACACUCGUUCAAUGAACACUGUACUCUCAUUUGGGGAAGUAAAAGUGUUGUUGGACUGUGAAGGCAGGCUUUGGGGCCCUGUACCACAGCUUGUGCACUUUCCAGAUCAGUGGGCAUGCAAAAUAUACAGUAGCACGUAACAGGAGCUUUCCUGUCGUUCUAAAACCAUUGCUUAGUCAAAUCAUAAGCAGCCUUAGUGGCAGAGUCUGACAUAUAAGAAAGCUGGUUGCUCCUUCGUAGUAAAAGAAAAAACCAAAAACUUUUGUAAUUAUCAAGUUUUAACGCUUCGUUGUUACUUCUAUCUUCUCUCUGGCUGAGCUCUUUCUGCCAGUCGAUUUAUAACUCAAAAGCGGGGCUUCAAAAGCACCUACUGCCUGAUCUGGAUACCGUGGAAGGACAGAAACAUGGUCUAUUUGUUGAUGGCCGUCUUGUUCCUCUGUGGUGCUGCGGAUGAAGUAAUACAAUCAGACUCAUACCUGCAGAAAGAAGAAGGUUCUUGUGUUACUGUCACAUGCAUCUUUAAGAGGCAUAGCAUUGAAACUGUAAUUUGGUGGAAGAAUCCAAAAUAUGAUUCAGAAACAAGGGAGUUUAAUAAAACAACAGUGUACCACGAAGAUGAAUCAAACGUGGACCCAGAAUUUAAAGGACGUGCUGAAUACCUUGGUAACAAGAAGAACAACUGUAGCUUCAAACUUAAAAAUCUGCAGCUCAGCGACAGUGGACUAUACCACGUUAGAUUGAUUGGGAAUGGGGAUUAUAAGUGGAUGAACAAACAAGGAGUGAACCUUUCAGUCACCGACAACCCCUGUAAAAUUGACAUUGAAACCCCUUCGCUCAUGACUGAUGGGAAAGAGGCUAACUUGACAUGUGCUACUAAAGGGCCUUGUGAAAAAAGUCCAGAAUGGCAGCACAUACAAGAUGAUUGGCAGCUUAGGAGACUGCAGAGCGGUGGAAUUGGACAGCCCAGAUCAGAAACACUCACAUUUACCCCUACCUGGAAGAAUCAUGCCCAGACCCUGACGUGCCAGGUCGAAGGAAGCAAAGAUGAGUGUGCGGCAAGAUCCAUUUUAUUGAACGUUCAAUAUCCUCCAAAAGAGACCACAGCCAUUUCAAGACCUGCGGAUGAUAUAAAAGAAGGAGUAGCAGUAACCCUUUCCUGUUCCUGCAAAGGAAACCCAUCAGAUAUUUUUUACACCUGGUUUAAGGUUGGACAUGGAAUAAUCUAUAACUCUGAAAAAUUUGAGUUUCAUAGCAUAAGUGUUAUGGACAGUGGGGAUUACCUCUGUGAAGCAAAAAACAAACUUGGUGCACAAAACUCAACGGUGAUUAACAUCAAUGUAAAAUACGCCCCGAAGAAUGUUCAUAUUGAAAAGAUCCCCCAAACGGGGACAGUACUAGAAAGACAUGAAGUGACAUUAACCUGCAACACAAGCGGUGGCAACCCAAAAGAAAUCUCCUUCGUGUGGCACAAAAACCAGCUGCAAACUUACACUGGACAAACUCUGAAGUUUGACAGCAUAACUCGUGAUCAGGCAGGAAUUUAUUACUGUGAGGCUACGAACAGUGCAGGAUCCACUAAAUCAGCGAAUGAAAACAUAGACGUUUGGUAUGGGCCGACAGAAACUCAAAUUGAGACGAACCCACCAGAAAAGACGAUCAAAGUGGGACAGGCAAUGGCUUUGACAUGCAUGUCAAGAUGUAACCCUCUGCCAGGCUUCUCCUGGUAUAAACACAACUCCAAGUCCAUUGACAGGCUGGAAACAACAGAAAAAGUUCUGCAGUUUCACGCAAUAACUACAAGUGAUGCCGGGGUGUACCACUGCACCGCUGAGAAUACUGUUAGUGCAGAGAAUUCUUCCAGCGUCACCUUGAACGUCAUUUAUCCUCCAACUAACCUCAGCUUAAGUAUGGAAAGUGACGUAGUGGAAGGGAACUUGGCUGUCAUACACUGCACAGUUCAGAGCAACCCAGAAUCCUACCUCAGCUUGAGCCACAGUGAUGCAAAGAGGGAACCACUGAUAGAGAGAUCCUACAACUCAAUCAAACUGACCUUCCCAAGCCUGAGCAGUGAGGAUUUCGGGCUCUAUACAUGUAGAGCCAUGAACUCAGAGGGACAAAUGACAGCAGAAGGGAAACUGAAUGUAAAAUAUGCUCCAAAAGACAUACGAGUACUGACUCCUUCUGGGGAAAUUAUGGAAGAAAACACGGUAUCCCUGAACUGUGAAAACCGUGCAAACCCACCAGUCAGCCAGUACGCCUGGUUUAAAGUGACCGGAGAUGCAGUACACAAAGUGGGAUCCCAGAGGGCGCUGCAGUUCACGUCCAUUUCAUAUAAAGACCAGGGAGAGUACUUCUGCAAUGCAAGGAAUGUGAUAGGGGAAGGAAACUCGUCUGUUAUCAGUCUGACAUUAAAAUUUCCUCCUAAAAACACCCGAGUUUUGCACAACAUCAGUGCUGCUGGUGUAACAGAAGGAGACACGGUCCUCCUGGUGUGUAGUUGCCUUAGCAACCCCCCUGUUGAAAUCUUCAACUGGUACAGAGAUGCAGGAAACAACAGGGAGACCCCCGUUUCCUCCUUCCAGAACCUCAUCAUCAGUGACAUCACCAAAGCCGAUGAGGGCCUGUACUACUGUGUUGCGAAGAACGCCCUCUCCAGUCAAAUGUCUGAGAAAAUUACAAUACUGGUUUCUUACAGCCUGGCUGUGAAGGCAGCCAUUUCAGCCGCGGUUCUUGUUGCUGCGCUAUCAAUCUUUCUGGCGAUCGUUUUCAUCUGCAGAUGGAAGCAAAGAAAAAACACUCCAGGGAGCCAGGAUGGAGAAGAUACCUGUUUUAAACUGAUAAACCACAUGGGCACCAGGAAUGACACCCGUGAAAAUCUUGUGAUGGACUGGGUGAGCGACCCGCAGCGCAGCAGAGAAGACCUGUCAGACGGCAUCCACAAUCCAGAGUCCCUCGAUUACAUCUUGUCACGUCAAGGAAGAUCUCGCAAUCAGCAGCCACCAGGUGAAGCUGAGGUCGUGUACAGCACCGUGGUCAAGCCUGCCCCUGAACAAAAGGGCAGAGGUACUGAAAACCCACAAUGGGCCACAAGAAAUAACUACCAGGACCGAGAAACUGUUAAUUAUGCAUCCCUGCAAUUCCAAGGGACAUCAGGACAACAGAAAGGGUCGGCAGGUAAAGAAAGAGUCACAGAGAAGAAGGCUGUGUCUGAUAUCUACAGCACGGUAUGCAAGCGGGGCAAGCCCACAGAGCAAGAGAAAGGGGAUUAUGAAAAUUUCAAGAUCCCCUCUGGUGCCUGCAAACAGAAAGAUGAGGAAGAGGACAGCGAGGAACUGAAUUACUCCACCAUUGUGAUCCCCCCGAGAGUGAAUAAGUGGGAGUCUGAGUCCGAUGAGGAAGAUGAGGAAGAGCGCACUCAGUACACGCAAAUAAAACUGUGACGAGAGAUCUGUUACGAGCAGAGCUGUGCAAAACGCUCCAGUAUUAGUUACCCUUGGAUCGAAUGGGAUAGCUACUUCUAUAACCCUGUAACCCACUGUCUGCAUAGUUGUACCAUGUUACAUUUUCUAGCUAUCUGUUUGGCAUGUAUGUUUUAGCAGGGCAGCUUCUCAAGCCCUGUGGAGUUUACACAAAAAAUGUCUCAAAAAGGAAUUACUAAAAAAAGAAGGGGAUAUCUCGCUAACCACAGCCUGAGGUUGAAUUACUAACACAUACUUCCCACUGGAAACAUGCAACUUGUGCAGUUUCAGUUGGAUUUUCUUAUAUUAUUUUUUUAUGCAAAUUAAUUGAAAAGUCAGAGCUAUGUCACUGUUGUUUCUAUAGCGGCUUUGAGGAAAAAAAGCAUACCAAAGAAGGUUAUUGCCUACCUUUAAGUAGGCAAUAUUAGCUGUUUUAACAUACUUUUUAUAUUUCUGUAUGUCUGUAUUUUCUAGGUAAUCUUUAGUCAUAUUGUAGUUGCAUGAAGGUCAAAUAUGGAAACUACUAAC
Polyodon spathula (Mississippi paddlefish) is the source of this 4021-nucleotide messenger RNA. Its product is annotated as B-cell receptor CD22-like. The record is from RefSeq and is a predicted model, not a curated record. The transcript has 18 exons. Bases 440 to 3475 code for a protein of 1011 amino acids. Lineage: Eukaryota; Metazoa; Chordata; Actinopteri; Acipenseriformes; Polyodontidae.